AUGGCAGAGAGGCUGACUGGUGUGAAGAUAGAGGGAGUAAGUGGUGUUAGUUCUAGUUUACCUCACUGUGUGAGACUGGGAGACAGUGAAGCUCUAGCCCUACAGUCAGAAGGGGAUGUUGUGAUUGGAGGGUUGUUUCCUCUGCACUAUGUGGCCCCUGAGCCACAGCACAGCUACAACAGCAAACCGCUGCUCACACCUUGCAGUGGCUUUGAUCACAGAGCCUUCCGCUGGAUGAUGACCAUGGUGUUUGCAGUGCAGGAAAUUAACCAAAAUUCAAAUUUGUUACCCGGAGUUAAACUAGGUUACCUGAUCAUGGACAGUUGUGACCAUGUUCACACCAGCUUGCAAGCUCUUUUCUCUUUAGAAAAUGUAACAAAGGAGAGAAUAGGUACACAAUCUGUGACAUUGACCUCAUGUCUGGCUGGUUCUCCUGUCCCUGCUGUGAUUGGCCUUGCAUCCUCUUCCCCUACAAGAGCUGUGGCUCACACUUUUGGCCCAUUCAAUAUCCCACUGGUGAGUUAUUUUGCCACUUGUACUUGUCUUACUGACAAGCAUGUGUACCCAUCAUUCUUGAGAACCGUGCCGAAUGAUCUCUUUCAAGUUAGAGGUCUUGUACAGCUGGUCACCUUCUUGGGCUGGCGCUGGGUGGGAACAAUAGGUACCACGGAUGAUUACAGUCACUAUGGCAUUCAGGCAUUCUCUAAUCAGUUUAAACAACAAGGUGGGUGUCUGGAGUUUCAUCUGACCAUCUCCAAAUCACCCACAUUGGCUGAGAUACAAGAAAUGGCAGAUAGACUGCAGAGGUCAACAGCACAGGUAGUAGUGGUCUUUGCCACAGAGGGACAGCUAUUGGAGUUACUCUCAGAGCUGGCUCAGAGGAAUGUGACAGGGAUACAGUGGGUAGCCAGUGAAGCUUGGGUGACUGCAAGCCUGCUGACCUCACCCCACUUCCAUCCCCUCCUAGAGGGCACACUGGGCUUCUCUUUCCCUGGAGUCUGGAUCCCUGGCUUAAAAGAGUUCUUGUUGAAUGUCCGCCCUUCUCCAGAACCUGGUAUGGAAUUUGUCAACAUGUUCUGGGAAGAGCUGUUUGGCUGCCGACUACAGUUUGAGGGAGACAGAUUAAAAGAAAAUCCUGUAUGCACUGGUUCAGAGGAUCUAAGAUUUACUGAUAGCAGUUACACUGACAUUUCUCAAGUCAGAAUAUCCUAUAAUGUAUAUAAAGCUGUGUAUGCCAUCGCUCAUGCUCUGCACCGUUUAUUGAGCUGUGAUUCUAAAGGAAUGUGUGAGAAAAAGAAAUCAUUUUCUUCGAGGCAGUUGCUGCACCAUCUGAAGACAGUGAAUUUCACCACCCAGUUUGAGGAGAAGGUAUAUUUUGACUCCAGUGGAGAGCCAGUCCCUCUCUAUGACAUCAUUAACUGGCAGAAGGACAAACAUGGUGAAAUUAGAUUCAUCAAAGUGGGAAGCUAUGAUGGUUCAGCUCCUUUAAGACAACAGCUGCAGAUGAAUAAAAACACCAUCGUAUGGACAAAAGGACAAUCACAGGUGCCCGUAUCCCAGUGUAGUGCACCAUGCCAACCUGGCAGCAGGCAGGCCAGACGUCCACAACAACCUCACUGUUGUUUUGACUGUUUGCCCUGUGCUGAUGGAGAGAUCAGCAAUCAGACUGGUUCCACUGAGUGCAUAAAAUGUCCGGAGUACUACUGGUCCGACAAAGACCACAUUAAAUGCGUCGCUGGAGUAGAAGAAUUCCUGUCUUUCAACGACACUAUGGGCAUCAUACUGGUGGCACUCACAGUGCUGGGUGUCAUCCUGACAACAAUCAUCACUACUGUCUUUCACCAUUUCCGCUCCACACCCAUCGUCAAGGCCAACAAUUCAGAAAUAAGUUUCUUGCUUCUCCUUUCACUCAAGCUCUGCUUCUUGUGUUCCCUUGUGUUCAUUGGUCAGCCUUCUGUGUGGACAUGUAGGCUGCGGCAGGCAGCCUUCGGUAUUAGUUUUGUCCUCUGUCUGUCCUGCCUCCUUGUUAAGACCAUUGUGGUUCUCUCAGCCUUUCGAGCUAAUGCACCUGGUUCCUGGGCUUUGAAGCUGUUUGGUCCAUCCCAACAGAGAAUUCUGAUCAUUUGCACUACAGCUCCUCAGGUUUGUCUCUGUACUGGUUGGCUGUUGGGUGCACCUCCAUUCCCAUUCAGAAACCCAACCUACCAAGCCUCAACUGGAAAAAUUGUUGUGGAGUGUAAGGAGCCAUGGCCCCCUGGAUUUUACCUGGUCCUGGGUUACAUUGGCCUACUGGCCUUCCUCUGCCUCCUCCUGGCUUUCCUUGGACGCAAGCUACCUGAUACAUUCAAUGAGGCGAAGCUCAUCACCUUCAGUAUGCUAAUCUUCUGGGCUGUUUGGAUAUCUUUCAUCCCUGCUUAUGUCAGUUCUCCUGGGAAGUUCACUGUGGCUGUGGAAAUAUUUGCAAUUUUAGCCUCUAGUUUUGGACUUUUAUUGUGUAUUUUUGUUCCCAAAUGUUACAUAAUUUUACUGCGGCCAGAGAGAAACAUCAAAAAAGGCAUGACUGGGAAAUAUCCCAGGUAA
This is a messenger RNA of Scomber japonicus (chub mackerel), 2580 nucleotides long. Its product is annotated as extracellular calcium-sensing receptor. Bases 1 to 2580 code for a protein of 859 amino acids. The record is from RefSeq and is a predicted model, not a curated record. Gene Ontology annotation, biological process: G protein-coupled receptor signaling pathway. Gene Ontology annotation, cellular component: membrane. The transcript has 13 exons. Gene Ontology annotation, molecular function: G protein-coupled receptor activity. Lineage: Eukaryota; Metazoa; Chordata; Actinopteri; Scombriformes; Scombridae.